AUGAGCGUGAUCGACCUCUCCAUGUCGAGCCCUGUCUCGGACCCGCCAGAGUCUCCAAAGCCUGGGAAGCGCAAGGCGGAGAGCGAUGACGAAGUAUCGCACGACAAGGGAAAGAAAGCGAAGCCCAAUGGCCGUAUCGAGAUCAAGGGAGGGAAGGUUCAUCUCCGUCAAGAUGCAUAUCAACGGGUGCUUCCCCGUCGACGUCUCCUGAACUUUGAGGGUUGGCUGCUGGACACUGAGGAAGCAGGAACAGCCUCGUCCGCGAUUCCCGACGAGUUCUUCGAUCUCAUUGUCAUGGCUGGACAUGAGCUAUCAUCGAGCUCCGAAGCCAGUUUCAUCAAGAGCCUGAAAGCGGAACUGGUGAAAGGGGAUUCUGGAGACACUCUGAAAAACGAGCUCCUCACGCCGCUUGUCACCCAGCUGUUCACCCUGAAGCAGUACGGCUUUCAGUCUUCCGACUUCGGCGUCUCGCGGAUUCCAGCUCGUCUGCAGAUCCGCUGCUGGGAAGCCAAUGACCUCGACAAGUACUUCCCUGCAGAACGCGUCUCCGAGCUCCUCGCCCGCCGUGCUGAGCGCAUGAGCGACGCCGAGAAGUCCGAGUUCUUGAAGGGCGAGAAGCCGGAGAAGAAAGACGGCAAGUUGGACAUCGACCCCGCUGGCCAGUCCACGCCGUCCACUUUCACUGGCCCCGCGAAGGAUAGGACAACCUGCGAGAACUCAGCAGCGUCCACUAGAGCUCGCAGCGCAUCUCCAUCCAAGCGCUCGAAGAAGUUGACGCCGGCAGACGAGGCGGAGGCGAAGAAGCGCAAGGAGGAGAAGGAGGCCGAGAAAGCGGAGAAGCGCAAGGAUUUGGAAGCGAAGGAGGCCAAGCGGGAGGAGAAACGCAAGGAGCACGAGGAGAAGAAGAAGGAACUAGAGGAGAAGCGGCAAGUCCGCGAGGAGAAGAAGGCGGAAAAAGAGCGCGUCCAGCAGAAGAAGGCCAAGGUGAAGGCCAAGCAGACCAGCAUGUUUUCCAACUUCUUCACGAAGACUGCACCUCCAGACUCGCGGGCCAAGACGCCUGAAGCAGGGCCAUCGGCUGUGAAAGUGAAGGUGUCAGACUUCCAGCUCAUGUUCCCGCCCGUAGCCCAGCGCGUGAACGUCGACUGGGCGCCAAUUAACCAGUUCACAUCCAAGCCUUCCUUCUCCGCUGGUUCGCCCGCCGCUGCUGCUACUUGGACUAAGAAAGACUUCCUUAGGGACCACUUGAACCGCCACAAGCUUCGGCGUCAUAACCCACGAUCUGUGCAUGGUCGCGGACUCAAGUCCGAACCACUCUAUGGAACGGUUGCGCAGAUGUGGUCGGCUUAUCAGGAAGCAGAGGACCCGAGGGCGGUGUUGGAUGAGCUCACCAACAUGCGCAAGUUCCCUUGGAAGACGCUCGCGUUCGAUCAACAGGCCCGCCCGCCCUACGUUGGCACCUUCACGAAGAAGUCGCUGGCUGUUGGACCUCGCACGCCUUUCGCCCAAGACCCCGUGUUCGACUACUCCUACGAUUCGGCCGACGACUGGCAGGAGGACGACGAAGGUGGCGAGGACGUGGACGAGCCUGUCGAUGACGGCGACGACGAGGCUCCGACAGAAGAUGAGGGCGAAUUUGACGACUGGCUUGACAACACGGAGGACCCGAUUUUCUCCAAAGGAGCGGACGGCGACAUCGUCAUGGCAGAAUCUACGCAUUUGGCCUCUCCCAAAAAACGUGUGCCCGUGAAGCGCAUCACGAAGCUCAAUCCAACCUGGCAAGGGCCUGUUUGGGAACAGAUCAUUGCCGGACCAACAGAGGGACUGGACGAAUACCGCAUCCAGCUGCUUAAUGACACUCCUUCCACUAUUGAUCCAUUCAAAUACCAGUCAAGCGACGUGCUGCCUCAGUUCAAGACGACCUUCAGCGACACGGCUGUAGGCAACCAGCUGCGUGUACGGUGUCUCUUGGCCGCGCAGACAACCAACGCACCACAGUUUGCACCAGUCCAGCCUCAGCAAUCGAUGCCGCUAGGCGAUGCUUCCUCAGCUGCGAACACCACCGGCCCGAAGGGACGCAACCCAAAGGUGGCGUUCCCGCAGAAGCACCUGCCCGAAUUCCUCCGCAUCGUCGACGGCAACACGCGGAUCCUGACAGACCUCAUCUCACUUCUCAAGAUACGGUUUGACAAGGUGACGACGAAGGCUGCGAUCGAGGCGAAGAUCCGCGAAGUGGCCGUUCGAGAAGGGAAGAGCAAGGACUCGGAGUGGAAGGUCAAACCAGAGGCUUGGACCGCUGCAGGCGUCGCACCCCCUGUGCGUGGCCUGUCCGCUGCCGGAGGACCAUCGACGGACGCGUAG
Molecule: messenger RNA, 2361 nt
Organism: Cutaneotrichosporon cavernicola
Lineage: Eukaryota; Fungi; Basidiomycota; Tremellomycetes; Trichosporonales; Trichosporonaceae
Exons: 11
Coding region: 1-2361 (786 amino acids)
Biological process (GO): nucleosome assembly
Cellular component (GO): CAF-1 complex; nucleus
Source: RefSeq, a predicted model, not a curated record